Molecule: messenger RNA, 994 nt
Organism: Dentiscutata erythropus
Lineage: Eukaryota; Fungi; Glomeromycota; Glomeromycetes; Diversisporales; Gigasporaceae
Source: the annotation of a GenBank genome assembly
CGCAUUGACUGGCCCGCGCAAGAAGAGUGUCAAGAACGGGCUAGAAGAUUAUGCCACCCUCCUUACCUGGGAAAGGCCCCUUACCCUCGAGGGUUUGAGAAUAUUAUCUAGUGAAGAAAUCAUAAAGAAACUUGAUCCGCAUAUAAUUGGAUCGGUAGACUCACUUCGUGAAUCAAAUUCCAACAUUUCAACUUACUUAAAGUUUGUGGAUCGUGAAGAAAAGAUCAAACAGUUGAUGAAGAACAUGGAAAGAACAGCUGAAAAAGGGAAACCCACAUUUGCUCGACGAGCAUACGAUAAUCCAGAAGUUUAUUCUACUAUCGUGAAUUCUGAAGUUGUAAAGGCACGGAUGACUCAAGGAGGUUCUCAAGACUAUUGCAAGAUUAAUCGUGAAAAGAUAUUUCCUUUUUGUUGUAUUACUGGGACCCAUGCAAGUGAACUGUUUAAUGCAGUAAAGCCGAGCAAUUCAAGGACUGAAGAUAUACCUCUACCACUACUCAAACCCAAACAUGCCGAGGAAAUUAUAAUUGAGUUGGCCAAUCGGGGUACGAGAACAGAAGCAAUUUUUCUUGAGGCUAUGAUCUUCGAGAUGGGUGUUAUGGGUUAUGCUACUGCUUUCGGAGUAACCACACAUGUCCAUUCAACGGAUAGGCAGAUUAUGAGAAAAACUGGAAUGAAUUUGUUAAAAGCACCAGAAAUAAUAUUCUUGCUUACGGAUCCGCCAAUUCUCAUCCGAGGCAGGCAACAAAUAGUAAGUCACCAGAAGAUUAUUGAUGGUCAUUCACCGAAUAUUUUGGAGAAGGAUCUCGUGAAGAAAGAACAUGAUAAAUGUAAAAAAGUCGGAAAGCAUAUUUUUGUUCUUGUUACUGAUUCUAAAAAGUGUAUGAACGAGGUCUAUGAUGAAAAUGAGAUUGUAAUAACUGAAGAAGGAAAGAAGAAAAUAUUUGGAGAUCUAUUAACACUUAGAGCCUUGUAUUGCAUUGAACAGUCCUAG